Molecule: messenger RNA, 789 nt
Organism: Gamsiella multidivaricata
Lineage: Eukaryota; Fungi; Mortierellomycota; Mortierellomycetes; Mortierellales; Mortierellaceae
Product: phosphatase phospho-type
Exons: 5
Coding region: 1-789 (262 amino acids)
Molecular function (GO): phosphatase activity
Source: RefSeq, a predicted model, not a curated record
AUGCCGACUUCAACAGUCACCAAGCGCCUCGUAGUCUUUGAUUUCGACUGGACUUUAAUCGAAGCCGACUCGGAUUACUGGGUCGUGCAGCAUCUCGGCGGAGAGUUCGCCAAGGAGCAAGUGGAGCUCUUUGGAAAAGUGCAAUGGACGGAUUUGCAAGACAUGCUUCUGGGACGCCUCUACGAUCGUGGUAUUACUCGACAGGAUCUGGAAAGAAUCCUGCGAGAGGUCCCAUUUACACCGGAGAUGAUUGCUGCCCUGCGAGCGAUGAAAUCACAAGGGGCCGAGCUCUGCAUCAUUUCAGACGCAAAUACUUUCUAUAUUGACACUAUUCUAAAGGCACAUGGGAUCGAUCAGCUCUUCACUAAGAUCAUCACCAACCCCGCACACUUUGACUCCGUGGGCCGUCUCCGUAUCACACGCUUCCACGGCCUCGACAAAGAACCCCACGGGUGUCCCUUGCCAUGUCACCCGAACCUCUGCAAGGGCCACGAGCUCCAAAAGCUCAUCGACGCUCAAUCCUGGGACCAGGUCAUCUACAUGGGCGACUCCACCAACGACUUUUGUCCAUCCACACGUCUCCAAACCGAAGACUUGGUCCUUGCACGUGCAAGCCUGUUGCUCGAGAAGGAGAUUAGACUACACCCAGAGUUGGUCAGAGCCAAGGUCCUCUACUGGGAGUCGCCCAAGGAUGCACUCGCUAAGAUCCAGUCUGUCUUUGACCUCGUCGCGGCUGCCGUCCCAAGACUAGCUGUUCUGUAUGAGGACUUCUCCACCAAUAUAUAUUAA